This is a messenger RNA of Pseudophryne corroboree (corroboree frog), 1563 nucleotides long. It is a transcript of the gene ALDOA, whose product is annotated as aldolase, fructose-bisphosphate A. Gene Ontology annotation, biological process: glycolytic process; fructose 1,6-bisphosphate metabolic process. Gene Ontology annotation, cellular component: cytosol. The coding region runs from base 122 to 1216 and encodes 364 amino acids. Gene Ontology annotation, molecular function: fructose-bisphosphate aldolase activity. The record is from RefSeq and is a predicted model, not a curated record. The transcript has 9 exons. NCBI's taxonomy places the organism in Eukaryota, Metazoa, Chordata, Amphibia, Anura, Myobatrachidae.
CAAACGCUAUAUGCCACAGCAGCCGGCUUUAUAAGCCACCCGGAGGAGAGAGGCAGGGCACUCAGAGCUGAGUCACCGACUAACCCACCUGCCUAUACCAGAGCACCCAGAACAUAGCACCAUGCCUACCGAAUACCCAGCCCUCACCGCCGACCAGAAAAAAGAGCUCCAUGACAUCGCACAGCGCAUUGUGGCUAAAGGGAAGGGGAUCCUGGCCGCUGACGAGUCCACAGGCAGCAUCGCCAAGCGUCUGAGCUCCAUUGGGGUGGAAAACACAGAGGAGAACCGCCGCUUCUACCGCCAGCUCUUGUUCACCGCGGACGAGAGAGUGAACCCCUGCAUUGGUGGCGUCAUCUUGUUCCACGAGACUCUGUACCACAAGUCAGACAACGGCUCACCCUUCACCAAGGUCAUCAAGGACAAAGGAGCGAUUGUUGGCAUCAAGGUCGACAAAGGUGUUGUCCCCCUGGCAGGAACCAAUGGCGAGACCACCACACAGGGUCUGGACGGUCUGUCUGAGCGUUGCGCCCAGUACAAGAAGGACGGUGCCGAUUUUGCCAAGUGGCGCUCCGUGCUGAAGAUCUCUGACCACACACCCUCCAGGCUUGCCAUCAUUGAAAAUGCCAAUGUCCUGGCCCGCUACGCCAGCAUUUGCCAGCAGAACGGCAUUGUCCCCAUUGUGGAGCCUGAGGUCCUCCCUGACGGUGAGCACGACCUGAAGAGGUGCCAGUAUGUCACUGAGAAGGUCCUGGCUGCAGUGUACAAGGCUCUCAGCGACCACCAUGUCUACUUGGAGGGAACUCUUCUGAAACCCAACAUGGUCACUCCCGGACAUGCCUGCACCAAGAAGUACUCUCCAGAGGAGGUGGCUAUGGCCACCGUCACUGCCCUGAGACGCACCGUGCCCCCUGCAGUAUCUGGUAUCACCUUCCUGUCUGGAGGACAGAGUGAGGAGGAGGCCACCGUUCACCUGAAUGCCAUUAACAAGUGCCCCCUGCACAAGCCCUGGCCUCUGACCUUCUCCUACGGCCGUGCCCUGCAGGCCUCUGCUCUCAAAGCCUGGAGUGGCAAGAAGGAAAACGUUAAGAAUGCUCAAGAGGAGUACACCAAGCGUGCACUGGCCAACAGCCUGGCUUGCCAGGGCAAAUACGUGUCCUCUGGACAGGCAGGAGCCGCAGCCGGAGAGUCCCUGUUUGUGUCCAACCACGCCUACUAGACGACGAGUCCGUCAUCCCUUUGGUGUUGUCACUGGCGGCUGCUUCUGUAUACGUAGUGUGAGGUCCCCUCUGCAGAGCGAUGACCCACGUCCUGCUACACCCACCUGCAGAGCGUUAACACGGUUAAUCUUCCCCUUUCCGGAGCUAGUGACCCGCAGGGCGUUGCCGUUCUGCUGACUCCUGUGGGGUCUGCAGAGGGUAUGGAUGGUGAGUGCAGUGGACCGGCUUAUGAGAGUGUGAGUGUGUGCUAACAUCUAUGUGCUGUUGUCCCCUGUUCUCAGCUCUGAGUCAUGUCUAUUUAUGUCACUUCUGAGGAAAUCUCAAUAAAGCCGAUCGAUGAAUCACA